Molecule: messenger RNA, 947 nt
Organism: Xylona heveae TC161
Lineage: Eukaryota; Fungi; Ascomycota; Xylonomycetes; Xylonales; Xylonaceae
Exons: 2
Coding region: 213-818 (201 amino acids)
Source: RefSeq, a predicted model, not a curated record
ACCACAUGUUGGUGUUGGUUGGUGGUGUUCGAAGCCCAACCGCCAAGUGAAGCAGACCCUGGCAACUCGAGAUGAACAGAGUCAAUUCGCCCAGCAGAAAUGCAGAGAACAGAUGGGCCUUUGAGGCAUAUAUAUCAUGCGAUCUUGGUUCCAUAUGAAGUAAAAAUUGGGCGAGACCGGCUGCUUGAUUAUUUCCUUCUCACUCUGGGAGAAUGGGCAAUGGCUUUGGUUGCGGGUCAGUUCUGAAUGAAAUUGUCCGGAGGAUGAAUCCCUGGCAAAGUCGUCGUGGAAGGUUCCAUCCGAGAGUCAACGGAAAAAAGCAAAGGUUACAGUCAAAAAACGUUGAGGUGAAAAGACACCAAUCUAGAGCGCGCCAAAGCGGCGGCUGUUGUGGGUUUCUCACAGGUAGGGAGAUCAACUACCGCAGUGGAACCAUUUGUGCACCCAGCCAAGCUCUCCUGUCUAAAGCUCGUUUCAAGUGGUCAUCGCCUCACACGUGGCUGAGGCGAGGAUUGCUUGUUCAAAGAUGUUGCAAACAUGCGUUUCAGAUUCUCUGGGUCAGAGAAUGGAACGAGGAGGAAGCCUUUGACAAAGCCAGACCCUUUUUCUCGAUUAUACUAGAUCACCAAGUUACACUAGUCAGUGACAACAGUCAUUGUGUCAUUGUUCCGAAUGCCGAGAUUUUGUCCUUUCUUCUCUCAUUUCCUUUGCGAAGAACGGUUGGCAGUGACUUUUUGGGCCGACACUAUGACGGCGUAGGGAGACUUUUUAGGUUUGUAGGGCGGAGAGGAGAAGAAGUCUUUGUUCAGAUACAAUAGACAGUCUGACUACCUACCUAUGGUGUUGUUACGGGGUGGCCGGUACUAAAACUACCUACCUUAACCGACUAAACCUUACCGUUUGUAAGUGGGUCCGUUUCUCAGCCCAGCAGAAUAGGGAGGGAAGGG